AUGUCAAACGGGUACUGUCAGACGCAAUGUCAAAAACUGGGGUUCGCCGUUGCCAUAUUGUCUCGAUUUGACUGUUAUUGCAGCAACGACGUGCCUCAGGAUCAAGUGGAUUUGUCCAAUUGCGACACCGCAUGUCCAGGAUAUCCCGAGGAAAAGUGUGGAGAUGAGGAUCAUUUUGGAUAUGUGGUUUUUGGUGAACCUAGUGCCACUGUGGGUGGUACAUCGAGUGCAACUAAAACUGAAACUGGCACAGAAACUGAAACAACAAGUAGCUCUUCAUCGAGCAGCAAGUUUAGUUCGACAACAACUACUUCAUCUAGCUCAACCUCAAGCAGUUCUAUUCAAACUAGCUCGUCUUCAUCAACCCAAUCUAGUCCAACUACCUCCUCCUCCUCCAGCUCGUCCUCCCUUGCUACAUCACAGCAAACAACAAUGGUUACCCGUACAACUCAAGUCACAGAAGUCCACCUGUCAAACGAUGUAGUCAGGGUGACUGAAUACUACACCGUGACCCCAUCACCAUCAACAACCCUGAGCUCAAGCACAAGCACGUCAUCAUCAUCAUCUUCUUCUUCUUCACCACAUGUGGUUUCAUCCACCGUUGUCCUAGUAUCAACCCAAGUUGAAGCGUCAACCGUGUUUUCCGUGGUUACAGUCAACGGCACACAAUCUCAUCAGCAAGUGAGCACAAUGUAUGUCACCCAAACGGCAAAUUCAACAUCGGUUCAAUCUAGCAACGUUGAAGAAACCACAACUGUCACCACAGACGACCUGUCUGUAUCUCCAUCAACAAACACAGAUUCUCUUGGCGCAGCAGGUGCAGCCGCCACCGCUUCAUUAGCAUCACCAAAUGAAGCUGACCCUUCAUCAUCCACAGCCUCACCCACUGCACCCGACACUACAUCUUCGUCAUCAUCUGCAGCCGCCGCCACCAAUAAUGAAAACAAGAACGCAUUCUUUUCAGACGCUGGUAAAGUUGCAGGAACAUUCACAGCAGUGGGCGUCGUUGUCCUCGGCAUAGUCUCCGCAAUACUCUACUGUUGUUGUUGCUGCUCCCGCAGACGCUCCGGCGCAGCAGGAGGUGCAGGAGGCGACCGCGACACAUCAGACGAAGAGAAUCGAUACUCACUGGACUUUGAUGACUACGAUGACGCAGAAGCCCAUGAAAAAGUUGUCGCUUACAACAAGUCCCACCACAAUCAACAUCAUCACCAUCAUGGACACAAUAACAGCUAUCCUAUCCCUCCCCCACCUCCAGAAUACCGUCAUAGCAAACAAUCAUCAUUCUCAUCAUUGAAGCGAGAUAACUCCACAAAGACUCUAUUUUCUCUAUUUAUGGGCGGUAAUGCUGCCGGCUCGAACCAGGCUGAAAAGGACAAAGCCAACGCUAAUAGCAACUACUACUACAAUAACGAUUACGGAUCGAGUGGCGGCUCAGGCAUAAACCGGAACUUGUCCAGGAAGAAGUUGUUGCGAGGUUUUGGCGGAGGAGGCAAUGGUAACGGUGGUGCUGAAGGAGAGUCAUCGGAUGAGAAUGGGGAUAUCAUUAUGUUUCCAAUCCAUGAACAUUAUAAUCACCAACCUAUGUUUAGUCAAUCGCUAGAUGACGUGAAUGAUCAUAAUGGUGGUGCUACUUUGAAGAUUGCGAAUCCAGAUUAA
This is a messenger RNA of Lodderomyces theae, 1659 nucleotides long. RefSeq names its product Wsc4p (gene WSC4). NCBI's taxonomy places the organism in Eukaryota, Fungi, Ascomycota, Pichiomycetes, Serinales, Debaryomycetaceae. The record is from RefSeq and is a predicted model, not a curated record. The transcript has a single exon. The coding region runs from base 1 to 1659 and encodes 552 amino acids.